Messenger RNA from Populus nigra (black poplar), 2220 nucleotides. Its product is annotated as indole-3-acetic acid-amido synthetase GH3.10-like. The coding region runs from base 353 to 2140 and encodes 595 amino acids. Gene Ontology annotation, molecular function: acid-amino acid ligase activity. Gene Ontology annotation, cellular component: cytoplasm. The transcript has 4 exons. The record is from RefSeq and is a predicted model, not a curated record. Lineage: Eukaryota; Viridiplantae; Streptophyta; Magnoliopsida; Malpighiales; Salicaceae.
CUACCUAGCCAUAUUGAUAACAUGGCCAUGUCUUGUGGUCUAUAUCCUAUCGUACGAUUGCGAGAUGGAGCUUCUCUGCAAUAUUUAGAGAGAAGAGUUUUUUGAGCUUUUUAACAAAGGGACCAGCCUUAAGAUUAAAUUUUCAUAAUUUAGAGAACGAUAUCUUUCAAAUCUUCAUGAUUUAGAGAACGAAUCUUUCAAUGUAUAUGGGCUCUCUUUUGUUUCUGUCUAUUGUACACAAGAGAGUGUCCCCUACUUAUAGCUCCAAUAUCUAUAUUAACACCAUUAUUUGUCUAUACUUCUUGUAUUGAACCAAGCUAGCUAGCAAGCUACCUCAGCAUUCAUCACCUUCAUGGAACCAAAAAACACCAAUGGAUCGUCAAGAAGCUAUGAGCAUGACAUUAUCGGUUGGUUUGAGGACAUAUCAAAGAAAGCCGGCCAAGUUCAGACCGAGACUCUUCGCCGAAUUCUUGAGCUCAACUGGGGUGUGGAGUAUCUCAACAAAUGGUUAGGGGAUAUCAAUAUUCAAGACAUGGAUGCAAGUGCAUUGGAAUCUCUGUUCACUUCUUUGGUACCUCCUGCUUCCCAUGCAGAUUUAGAGCCUUACAUUAGCAGAAUUGCUGAUGGGGAUACUGUUCCGUUACUCACUAAACAACCUAUAAAACUUCUCUCCUUAAGUUCUGGAACCACAGACGGAAGGCAGAAGUUUGUUCCUUUCACUGACCAUAGUGCUCGAACAACUCUUCAAAUUUUCAGCUUGGCAGCAGCUUAUAGAUCAAGGGUUUAUCCAACAAGGGAAGGAGGAAGGAUCCUUGAGUUCAUAUACAGCAGCAAACAAUUCAAAACAAAAGGAGGGUUAACAGCAGGAACAGCUACAACCCAUUAUUAUGCAAGUGAAGAGUUUAAGAUCAAACAAGAAAAAACAAAGUGCUUCACUUGUAGUCCACAAGAAGUCAUUUCUGGUGGAGACUACAAGCAAUCUACUUAUUGUCAUCUUCUUCUUGGCCUCUUCUUCUGUGAUCAAGUAGAGUUUAUAACCUCUACUUUUGCUUAUAGCAUAGUUCAAGCCUUCACAGCAUUUGAAGAUGUGUGGAGAGACAUAUGCAAUGACAUUAAACAUGGUACUCUUAGUGAAAGAAUCAACUUGGCAAAGAUGAGAAAGGCUGUGCUGUCUAUCAUCUCUCCAAAUCCAAGCUUAGCUUCAAAGAUAGAAGAAAACUGCAAGGAGUUGGAGACUCAAAAUUGGCUUGGUUUGAUUACUAAGCUUUGGCCAAAUUCCAAGUAUGUUUACUCCAUAAUGACAGGCUCAAUGCAACCUUACUUGCAAAAACUAAGGCAUUAUGCUGUGGGCUUGCCAUUAGUGAGUGCUGAUUAUGGAUCAACAGAGAGUUGGAUUGGAGCUAAUGUGGAUCCUUAUUUGCCUCCUGAAGAUGUUACUUUUGCAGUAAUACCAACCUUCUCAUAUUAUGAGUUCAUGCCACUUUAUAGAGAGAAUCAUGAUUGUGGCUCAGCCAUCGAUGACUUCAUCGAAGAUGAACCGGUACCACUCUCAAAAGUCAAGGUAGGACAAGAGUAUGAGAUUGUCCUCACUACUUUUACUGGGCUUUAUAGAUGCAGGCUAGGGGAUGUAGUGGAGGUUGCUGGUUUUCACAAAGGGACACCAAAAUUGAACUUUAUAUGCCGGAGAAAGCUAAUUUUAACUAUAAACAUUGACAAGAACACUGAAAAAGAUUUGCAGCUGGUGGUGGAGAAGGGGUCUCAGCUACUCAUGAGCAAGGCUAGAGCAGAGCUUGUGGAUUUUACUAGCCACGCUGAGUUAGAAACACAGCCAGGUCACUACAUAAUUUACUGGGAAAUCAAAGGAGAUGUCGAAGAAGAGGUUCUUGGUGAGUGUUGCAAGAAAAUGGAUGCAUCUUUUGUUGAUCAUGGCUAUGUGGUGUCAAGAAGAACCAAUUCCAUAGGACCUCUAGAGCUUUGCAUUGUCAAGAUGGGGACUUUCAAGAAGAUCUUGGAAUAUUUCAUAGGAAAUGGAGCAGCAUUGAGCCAGUUCAAGAUUCCUAGGUGCACCAGCAACCAUGGACUCUUGAAAAUUCUCAAUGGAAGCACCAUUAAAAGGCUCUACAGCACUGCGUAUAGCUAGUUAAUAAUUAAUAUAAUUCCAAGAAUUUUUGUUUGGUGACUUAAUUAGUCUACUCAAUAAAUAAUUUUUGUCUUAAAUAA